AAGAAGGGAAGGAAAAACUCGUCUAGAGCAGUGAUCGCUCCUACUUAACCCAACCAAAGAUGAAUCCCAAUCGAGCUCUUAAUCUCCUCCCGUUCGUAGUAUCCACCAUUACUUUUUUCAAUGGAUUUGCUGUGGCGGAUCAUGAGAAUCUUCAGGACAUGUGCCCAACGACAACAUCGACUGUUCUAUUCAUGAAUGGAUACCCCUGCAAGAGCUCUGCAAACAUCAGUGCGUCGGAUUUCAAGAGCUCGAAGCUGAGCAUCCCCGGGGACACUGACAACUUCUACCGAUCAGCAGUGACCAUGGCCACUGCUGCGGACUUCCCUGGCCUCAACACACUCGGCCUCUCCAUUGCACGGGCUGACAUGGAGGUGGACAGCAUGGUGUUGCUGCAUUUGCACCCGAGGAGUGCAGAGAUGAUGUACGUGUUGAAAGGAGUGGUCAUAGCGGGGUUCAUCGACACGGAUACCAACCUGUUCCAGAAGCAGAUGAGAGAAGGAGAGGUGAUGGUAAUUCCAAGAGGGCUGCUCCAUUUCUGCUUGAACGACGGUUUUGAGGUGGCCACUGUUUUCUCAGUGCUCAACAGUCAGAACCCCGGCUCGGUCAGCAUCGCCGGUGCCAUGCUUCCGUUUCAACCCAACUCUGACGACGAAGAUGUGGUGAACAAGCUCAGGACCAGGUUGAUUGCGUCUUCCAUGGGUAAUCCUUUGCGUGGGUAAAUCCUACUUUGGGCCGGCUCUUAGUCACUCAUGUCUGGAUUUCUCUAUAGUUGGAAGCAUGAAACUGCAGCGUGCUCGCGUGUUUUUCUUAGGCAUGUAACAUGAUAUGUACAUCAACUCGAGACUCUUCGUAAAUGCCAGCAUUCCAGUGAUCUGUCUGAAGCUACAUCCAUGUUUAAAUAGCUAACAUUCCAGAUC
Eucalyptus grandis is the source of this 917-nucleotide messenger RNA. Its product is annotated as germin-like protein subfamily 3 member 4. The transcript has a single exon. Bases 60 to 719 code for a protein of 219 amino acids. The record is from RefSeq and is a predicted model, not a curated record. Gene Ontology annotation, cellular component: cell wall. NCBI's taxonomy places the organism in Eukaryota, Viridiplantae, Streptophyta, Magnoliopsida, Myrtales, Myrtaceae. Gene Ontology annotation, molecular function: manganese ion binding.